AGGAGCAGACUCUGUGACUGGUUCUGGGAGGGUUGGAUCAGCAGGGCUGUAACUGAUCUCUCCUCUUUGCCUGAACUACUAGUCGCACUCCCAUCCUCCUCUCUUCCCCGUGGCACCGAGUGCCGCUUAGAAUGAUGCUGUUCUCUGCCUGACACGCUGCCUGUUUGUUUACAGAGUUCUGUGUUAGGAAAUCCAGAUACCACUUAGCGAAAAGCCCGCGAAAUCCUGGUGACGUUUACGCUGUGGAUUGGGGGCGGGGCGCGCAUGCGCCUGUCACCGCUUGGGCGGGGCAGAGUUUCGGGUUCAGUGUGUGCUUCUUGUUGUUACUGCCGGGUGAAAGGCGGAGGGGAGGGUAUCACGGCUAGUAUCGUAUCCAUGCGAUGACUGGCGCUUGUAGGGGCUCAAUCCCUCCCCUCAGUGACCCGUUUUGUUUACUGCCGUCACGUGAAUCCCCAGAAGGCGGAGCUUCAAGGCUCUGAGGGUCCCGCGCCAGGAUGCUGGGAGGGAUGCAGCAACACCACAAAAUUGCACUGCAGCGGCUGCGAGUUACUCUGGCUGAAGAAAUAAUCAUUGAGGAGCUGCUUGAUCAUCUUGUGUCCAGCGGAGUUCUGACUCCCAUUAUGCACAGCAACAUCAUGGCACACCGCAGUGAUUAUAGGCAAAAUGUCACCUUACUAACCCAGCUUCCGAAAAGGGGCCCAAAUGCUUUUUCAGACUUCUGUAAUGCUUUGCAUGCCACUGGCCAGAAACAUUUAGCUGAACAACUAGAGAAGGAGGCGCAGCACCAAGAGGAAAUUGAUACACAGAAAGUACAUCACCGCAGCUUUCCUUUACCUGUGCAGGAGAGCGCUCCCAGUUGGCUCAGGCGGCAGAUCUGCAGAGAGUACAAUGAAGAGUCCAUGGAUGAUGGAGAUGGUCCAGUCUCAGUACAGCUAUGCAGCGUCAACUUCUUCCUUUCCCGCCAUCAGCAGGCCUACAAAAUGCAUUCCUGCCCUCGUGGCCGGGCCCUCAUCAUCAGCAACGUCAAGUUUGAGACACCAGAUCUUGAUUACCGAUAUGGCGGAGAAGUUGAUUUUACAUCUCUGCAAAAGUUAUUCAGCAGUUUGGGCUUUCAAGUGGAAGUCAGAUGUAACCUUAAUGCUCAGAACAUGAUGUCAGAACUACACGCUUUCUCUGCACUGCCAGUUCAUAGUGCUCUGGAUUCCUGUGUUGUUGCAAUUCUUUCCCAUGGGCUUGAUGGUGCUGUGUAUGGGACAGAUGGGAAACUUGUCCAGCUGCAGGACAUAUUCACAGCUCUGGAUAACGCUCACUGCCUGCAGCUGCAGAACAAGCCCAAGAUGUUUUUCAUUCAGGCCUGCCGAGGAGAGGAGGCUGAUCGGGGGGUAGAUCAGCAGGAUGGUAGAGAGCAGUCCGCUUCACCAGGCUGUGAGCAGAGUGAUGCUGGCAGAGAGGACAUAAAGUUCCGUCUCCCCACACAGUCAGAUAUGAUCUGCGCCUAUGCCUGCCUGAAAGGCACCGUGUCUUUGCGCAACACCAAGCGAGGUUCCUGGUUUGUGCAGGAUCUUGUAUCUGUGUUCUCCCAGUACUCCAAAGACACUCAUGUAGCUGACAUGUUGGUCAAGGUGAACGCACUAAUUAAAGAACGCGAGGGACAUGCUCCAGGCACUGAAUUCCACCGGUGCAAAGAGAUGUCGGAAUAUUGCAGCACAUUGUGCCGUGACUUGUAUCUUUUCCCAGGCAUCUCAACCAACGGGCUCCCUAAGUGAUUCCCCAUCAUUACUCCCCUGGGAACCACCCACCUCUUGUACAUAGCCCCUUUUUUAAUGUGAUAUAUAUGGUUUAUUUUUACAGAAGAAAUGCUUUUUUGUCUGUCUUCCAUAUUUGUAAUCAUUUUACUUUUUAAACCUCUCGCUGUUUCCGGUGUUCUAGUCGUUUGCACAGAUGUCGCUGCAUUGCAAAGAUUUUGGACCAUAUUUUAAGUAAGAUAAAGCCACUGCCUGAGAUCCGUUCAGCCCAAACCCAGCAGUGUGUUAUCAUGUUAUUGUGAGAUUGUUUCAGCUCAAAGCCAGAGGCGUGUAUUCUGUUAUGCUGAAACCUCUUCAACCUAAAAGCAGAGCUGCUUAUUCUCUCAACCAGAAGAGUGUUCUGCUAUUCCUUCAGAUCAAGCCAGUGCUUUGUUUUUUGUUUUAUCUAGAAUCUCCUCCACCUUGAGCCAGCUGUGUGUAUUCUCUAAUUCUGAGGCAUGAAGUUACAAUUCCCGUGGCAGUAUAAAACUUUAGGUGCUAGACCUUGAUUUGAGAACUUUCUGGACAGCCGCAGGUUCUAGACCCUGUGCAAUGUAACUGCCCUACGUCCUGCCAGUAUCAUGAUUUUGCUGCACUUUUACUCUCUAUCUCAGGUCUGUCAUAUAUUUGUCACUGCCAUGUACUAUAAGUUUCAUACUCCGCCAAACCGCCUGUCGUAGUGCUGCGGGAUGUGUUACGGCAGAGUCUCUCGCCAUUACCCCUUGAAAGGCCAGCACUUCAAUAAACAUCUAUUUUCUUUAUAA
Messenger RNA from Xenopus laevis (African clawed frog), 2548 nucleotides. RefSeq names its product caspase-2 (gene casp2.S). The record is from RefSeq and is a predicted model, not a curated record. Bases 495 to 1766 code for a protein of 423 amino acids. Lineage: Eukaryota; Metazoa; Chordata; Amphibia; Anura; Pipidae. The transcript is spliced from 11 exons.